GUAGGAAUUUCCGGUUACGUCAAGGCGUCAGGACUCCAUUAGAGCUGCAGCUGUUUUGAGAGAAACAACAACAAUAACGGGCUAACUGACAGCGCUUCCAUAGUGACAGUCCGUUGUGAGCCCGACAACGAGGCCUCAAAACUGGAAACUUAACCUUCAUUUCCCACCCGGAGCUCCGCCGGCUUCUAACCACGGCCGCUCUCGGUGAGGAAACUCUGGCCUCCGCUUCCUCCUCCUCCGACUCGGACACCGGCGGAGCGUCGCCGCCCCCGCGGAAGAAGCACCGAGCCUCGGCGGCGGAGGGAGCAGGAGAGCCCGGGGCUUCAGCAGUUGUAACAGGCCUGUCCGGAGUUGUCUUAGGACUUGCUACACACUCUCAAGCCACCUCUGCCAUCCACUUUACCCGAAGUAUCGUCAAUAACCUCAGCAGCAGUAUGCAGGCAAACGGGGCAGGACAGGGACAAGAAUCCUCAGAGCUCUCCUGCCUGAACAGCGCACAAAACGGGGAGUCAUCCUCGGCCGGCGGAACCCAUUCCAAUGGGCUUCUCUCCAGCACUGACAACGGGAAUAGCGUCGGUACCAGCAACGGGUCCUCAACCGGUCCCGGUUCGGGGACUUCGGCUACGGCUUCGAGCUCGGAGGUCGGCUCGUUGAAAAAGAAAAAACGACUAUCGCAGGCGGAGGAAGAUGUCAUACGAUUAAUAGGGCAACAUCUCCACGGACUAGGGCUAAAUCAGACAGUGGACCUGCUGAUGCAGGAAUCAGGCUGCAGACUGGAACACCCCUCAGCUACCAAGUUCCGCAACCAUGUCAUGGAAGGAGAGUGGGACAAGGCUGAGAAUGAUCUCAAUGAGCUGAGAGCACUGAUGCAUUCUCCCAAUGCUAUUGUGCGUAUGAAGUUCCUGCUUCUGCAGCAGAAGUACCUCGAAUAUCUGGAGGAUGGUAAAGUCCUGGAGGCUCUACAGGUGCUCCGGGGAGAGCUGACGCCACUGAAAUAUAACACAGAUCGCAUCCACGUUCUCAGCGGAUACCUAAUGUGUAGCCACGCUGAGGAUCUGAGAGCAAAGGCAGAGUGGGAGGGCAAAGGCACCGCCUCACGCUGCCGACUGCUGGACAAAUUACAGACGUACUUGCCACCCUCUGUGAUGCUGCCCCCGCGGCGGCUGCAGACGCUGCUGCGGCAAGCAGUGGAGCUGCAGAGGGACCGCUGCCUCUAUCACAACACCAAGCUGGACAGUAGCCUGGACUCAGUCUCUCUCCUCCUCGAUCACGUCUGCAGCAGGAAACAGUUCCCCUGCUACACCCAGCAGAUUCUGACAGAGCACUGUAAUGAAGUGUGGUUCUGCAAAUUCUCGAACGACGGCACCAAACUAGCCACCGGCUCCAAAGACACUACUGUCAUAAUUUGGCAAGUGGACCCGGAGAGCCACCAGUUGAAGCUGCUGCGGACCCUGGAGGGUCACGCAUACGGUGUCUCCUACUUAGCCUGGAGUCCCGAUGACACCUACCUGAUCGCCUGUGGACCUGACGACUGCUCUGAACUGUGGCUCUGGAAUGUUCAGACGGGGGAGCUGCGGACCAAAAUGUCCCAGUCCCAUGAAGACAGUCUGACCAGUGUGGCCUGGAACCCUGACGGCAAACGCUUUGUUACAGGAGGACAAAGGGGACAGUUUUAUCAAUGUGACCUGGACGGUAACCUGUUGGACUCCUGGGAGGGCGUGAGGGUGCAGUGCCUGUGGUGCCUGGGUGAUGGCAGAGCAGUUCUGGCCUCGGACACCCACCAACGUAUCCGGGGGUACAACUUCGAGGACCUUACAGACAGAAACAUAGUUCAGGAGGACCAUCCCAUCAUGUCUUUUACCGUUUCAAAGAAUGGAAGAUUAGCUUUGUUAAAUGUAGCAACUCAGGGAGUGCACCUCUGGGACCUCCAAGACCGUGUGCUGGUGAGGAAGUACCAAGGUGUGACCCAGGGCUUCUACACCAUCCACUCCUGCUUUGGAGGACACAACGAAGACUUCAUUGCCAGUGGCAGCGAAGACCACAAAGUGUACAUCUGGCACCGGCGUGGCGAACUCCCCAUUGCUGAGCUAACAGGACACACACGCACCGUUAACUGUGUGAGCUGGAACCCGGCCAUCCCAGGACUCAUGGCUUCCGCCUCAGAUGACGGCACAGUGCGCGUCUGGGGUCCUGCACCCUUCCUUGACACACAAGAGGCGGAUGGACUCAAUGAGAACUGCAGUAACAUGGACAGUUGAUGGUCACUUAUGGACCAGAUGACAUCGCUCUUUAACAACAAUCCAAGAAUCCCACAAUAAAAACAAAAAUCUGAACAGGCAAAUAAAACGGCAACCUAAAGCAAGUCAAGAAUAGCAAACAAAACCCACCAAGACAAAAACAGAAAACAAACGUGAGAAAAAUUUGUCUCCUGAGACUGGCCUAGACAAAAUGGUGGAGUUGAUGACAGACACUGAAAAAAUUCAGGUCCUCAUCCAAAAAACCUGAUCCUGACCUGGAGGAAAACCAGUCAAAUGGCCAGCGGGAUACAACCGCCAUCCACUGGUGAGCUGUAACGGCUGUUCUCCUCCUCCAACUGAUCCCUCCUCCCCCCAUCUUGUUGCAUGGUCACCAGCCAUGCUAGGUCCUCGCAGAGUUUCCCAGGAAACCCACCUCCACCUUUAGCUCGGAGACAGACACCACGCAGACCAGCCGUCUACUCAUUGGACUACACCUGUCUGCCUGUUUGUCUCUCACAUUACCUGUAUAAUGUCUCCAUGGACAUGGGUGGGGGUGUUGUUGGGGGAGGAUGGUGCAUAGGGGGGAUAUAGCAACUCUUCUGUAUGUUUUCCCUCUUCCCCCACUCUCUUGCUAUAUUCUCUUGCAUCCUUCGAUCUGUUGGACAAAGGCCGAGAAAAACCCACCACGAAAAAACACUGACCGACCUGGCACUGGCAAAGGACACACACACACAACAACAAAAAGGCUAUGCUAAAUGUUGGGAUUUUUUUAUGAUAGUCAUAGCGUAAUUCUCAUUUAAGAGGUGAAUCUUAGCUCAAGUAGUGCCCGUGGAAAGCUUUAGUGUGAAGAUUCCACUUUCUGUUUGUUGACAUUAGGAAAACAGACUUUUUAUUCCUUAAUUUAACUUCUAACAAGGACAGUCGCCGUAAUGUUUCCAACUGACAGCCCCCUUCCCCUUCCCCCCACGCCCUUUGUUGAGCUAGCUACCGCACAACUCCAUUACAUCUGCCUAAGAGGAGAUGGACAGAGGGAUUCACAGGUCACAUAUCAACAGUCAGGGCAGGCGGGUGGCUGAGAUGUUGUCGGUUUGAUCUAUUUCAGAAGACGUGCUUUCAGAUGUGAAAGUGUAACUUCGACUGCACACCGGUGACUGCUUUCCCUCCUCUGUGUGUGUGUGUGUGUGCGCGCGUGCGUGUGUGCUUGAGAGAGUGAGUGAGAGAGAUUAUGCAUGCACACGAGUGAGAGUUGACAUUUGUGGGUGCAGGUUUAAUUGGUGCGUGUUUUUUUUUUUUUUUUCCCUUUUGUUUUUUUGUAUGUGUGCUCAAUUUCACACCAGCAGAAGAUCCACCCUCCUCCCUCUUGCUCCUAAUCCCAUAGCAAAAAUUGUAAAGAGUAUUUUAAACUAAUUCUAAGUUAUCCAAAGCCCCAUAGGGACCUCUAUCUGUGGAACAAAGAAUACUUGAGAGCCAUUUUGUAAAAAAAAAAGAAGAAAAAAAACCUUUUCUUUAAUCUGGGGCUUUAAUUUUUACAUUUGAAUUUGUUUCACCUGAACCACGUGGCAUUCAAACAGCACUGAGUUACCGGCAACGAGUCAUCUUUGCGUGGAAUAAAAAAAAAAAAGUCUAGAAAGAGCGAAUUUGAGUGAUUAGUUUGAAGAAAACUGUAAAGUGUUGUGUUAUUAGCAAAGGGUCAUUUCAUACAAGAAGUCAAUGAUUGUAAUUUUUGGAAGAGUAGUUACAGAGAAGAGGCACCGAUAAACCAGAACCACUCUCAACACACAAACUGCCUUCCUGUUCAUACAGUUGCACACAAACCCCCUCAGCUCCCCUCUCCCCCCACUGCACUUUGAGUGGUCUUUCUGCUCUCGCCGCCUACCGCAAUGGCAUAAAUCCAUGAUGUUAUCACAGGCUUAUGGUCGCCACGCUUUGCCGUUUCCAAUGGCUCAAAAGGUCGCAUUGGCAAAGGCUCAAAAACUUAACCGGAGAUUGCUAAAGGGGUCGACUCUCCCUUACCAUGCCUCUAUGCACCCAAAAGCAGUGACUGAUUAUCUUUGUAGACGUUAUAAAAAAAAAAAACAACUGAACCUCGCACGUAUAAGGCACAGCAGCCUCGUCUCGAGGGUAUCGCUCUCGGAGCUAAGAGAGCUGAGCAUUAAACAAGCCCCCCUUUUUGCCCUCCAGCCGAGUUCUACAGUGGUCAGUGCACCAUUCAAAGCUUUCUUCCUCCCUUUUUCAGGGUAUGUAAUGACUAUUUGCUACAGACUGCUAUACAGUAAAACGUGUUUAAAAUCAGUGCUUUUCUGUCUGUUUUUAUUGAACUUUUUUGUUACUUAAAAUUUUUUGUUCACAUUAUAUCAUUUUUUUGGUUGACCUCUAUCCCUUGUAUGAUCAUAUUAAAAUAUAACCAGACAUUUG
Acanthopagrus latus (yellowfin seabream) is the source of this 4652-nucleotide messenger RNA. It is a transcript of the gene wdr26b, whose product is annotated as WD repeat domain 26b. Bases 435 to 2258 code for a protein of 607 amino acids. Gene Ontology annotation, molecular function: protein binding. The transcript is spliced from 14 exons. Gene Ontology annotation, biological process: proteasome-mediated ubiquitin-dependent protein catabolic process. The record is from RefSeq and is a predicted model, not a curated record. Gene Ontology annotation, cellular component: GID complex. Lineage: Eukaryota; Metazoa; Chordata; Actinopteri; Spariformes; Sparidae.